Molecule: messenger RNA, 4352 nt
Organism: Saccoglossus kowalevskii
Lineage: Eukaryota; Metazoa; Hemichordata; Enteropneusta; Harrimaniidae
Molecular function (GO): RNA binding
Source: RefSeq, a predicted model, not a curated record
CUCGGUCAUCUUGCACGUGUAUGUAACUAUGUUGACGCAGUUCUCAUCGAAUUAUCCCGUGCUACGAUCAGUUCUGCCCUGGACAUCGGGACAUAUUGCUACCUCCUUCGGUUAUCAACAAUUUAAUACGUCAAUAAUUCGUGAUCGUGAAAAAGGUGAAUGUGAUUGACUGUUGUGGAAAGCUCACUUGUUAGGAUAGUCAACGUCUCAAUACUCCAGGGGUUUAUGGUGUGGUUGCCAUGGCAGCCCGAAGUACUGUACUAGUAGGUGUAACAACUGGUGCUGCUGCUUGUCUAGUUGGCGCUUAUUGGUAUCUGCGUAAAAAAACUGUCAAUGCUGUGGUGACUGCUAAAACACCUAAAGGUCUAUUUGACGUUUCUUCUAUUUGUGACGAUGUUAAUGUUGAUACACAGAAGAGAAGUUUGCAGUGGAGUGUGGAAGCUGCUCUAGGGAACCAAGAUGCAGAGGUUCUGAAAGAUGAUUCAGAAUUGAUAGAAUAUUCGGCAAAGGACAAAGAACCGCUUUUGGAAUUUGAUGGAAAUGUGGAUUUUGAUGAGAAUACAUUGCAACAAUGUACACAAACUGUUCAGUCACAGACUGAAGCAUUGGAACAAACUGAAACAGAAGAAAAUUCACUGAUACCGUCUGAAAAUGUAGAAGGGGAAAAAAGUGAGAGUUUGGUUGUGACUGAUCAACUGUUGCACAAAUCACAGGAUAGUGUGGAAAAUGUUUUGGAGUUUGAUUCCAUAACUGUUCACCGCAACAAAUUGGAAAACAGGGAAAAUAUGAAAGGGGUAGAAUCUGAUGAAUGUGAGGUAGUACCUCAGAGGGAAAUGAUGCAAGAUUUUGAGGAGACUACUACUCAGCAUGAAAACCAGCCACAGGGUAUGCAAGAUGUUGAGGAGACUACUACUCGUCAUGAAAACCAGCCACAGGGUAUGCAAGAUGUUGCAGAAAGCUGGGAUGAGUGUGCAGAUGUAACGGUGUCAGAUGAAACGUUGGAAUGUAAAAGUGUUGAAUGUGAGUUGGCUAACAAUCAGGAUAAUGAUAUCAAUGAUUCUUCAGUUCCAGUCACUUGUCUACCGGAGUGUGUGGACACUGCAAGUUACUUGCCAACUGAGGAAGUGGAACAAAAACAGCAGUCUACUCGGGUAGACUCAUUAGAACCAGUUGAAAAUGAAGACGCCAUGGUAACAGAGACCGUUAAAGAAUGGGGUGAUUCUGUGUCUGAAGAAGAACAGUCGGAAGAGGCUACAAAAGUUGAGUAUGAAGAUAACACAGUAGUAGAAUUGAAGGAAAGCAGUUCUGAAUGGGGGUUAAUUAUGCAAGAUCAAACUGAGCCUGUGACGGAAAUGGUGGUUGAAGAUGAUAGCAUUGAGGUGAUAGAACAGGAACCUGAAUUUAAUCAGUCUCUGUCACCGGAAUAUCUGCCUGAAGAGAUGGGGUAUUACCAGGAUAUGGAGCAUGGCAUGAUGGGAAAUGGAUCUUCGCUCCUAUACGAUUCUGUGCAAUAUGAUCCUGUAAUUUAUACUGAUACAUCACCACAGAUGUACUAUAAUAAUAAUACCUGCAAUGUACAAUAUGGUGAAGAUAUGAAUACUUCUCCAAUAGUCAAUGGUUCUGAUGUUUAUUCAGUAACUGAAAAUGUGAGUGAUGUUUCAUCGAGCGACAGUGGUGCCAGUGGAACCAACAACCAACAAGAACAGACGCAGAUAACCUAUGAGUUUGAAUUUCCCACUUGUGAAUGCGGUCGUCUGAUUGGAAGAUUGGGUAAGAAUAUCAAACAUCUGCGUCAACAGUCUGGUACGGUUAUUAUAAUGAAGAAAAUUCCAUUUGAUAAAGAUUUUCAGAUUUGUUCAAUAACGGGUACACAGAGUCAAUUAGACAUUGCAUUGAGUCUUAUUGCAAAGAAGUUUCCCAAAGUUGACAUCACCCGCAGUGCCUCUCCAAUUGGUUGUGGAUCACUGGAACUUCAGUUGGCUAUCCCAGAAGACAUCUGUGCUGAUGUGAUUGUUACUAAUAUUACAACAGCCGGUCAUAUAUUUGUACAGCAGCCAAUGAACCCUUCCUUCGCAUCAUUGUCAAAUUUGAAUGCUGCUAUGGCGAUGUGUUACAAUCCCCCGGCUGUCACUCCUGAUAUCAUUGAACCAGUACAAGUUGGUACAAUUUGCGCUUGCUCAAGAGGAGCUUGGUAUAGGUGCCAAAUUGUUGAAGUAAACGCUGAUACCAAUGAAGUGGACAUCAAAUAUUUGGACUAUGGUGGUUAUGAACAAGUCAAUGUGAGAGAACUGAAAAAAAUCCAUACAGAUUUCAUGGCACUGCCAUUUCAGGCUACUGAAUGCUAUAUGGCUUACAUUUCACCAUUAGAAGAUGAGGAAUACUUUUCUCAGGAGUCGGAGAUUGCUUUGGAAGAGAUAACCAUGUCUGGGGCUCCAAUACAGAUUCAGGUUGUAGACUAUGCUGAUGAUGGCAUACCGAUGGUGGAUAUGUAUGCAUAUCCUAACAAUAAGAUGUGUUACGUGAACAGAGAACUUGUUGACCGGGGACUAGUUUCAUGGGAAGAAAGACCUGAAGUAUAAAUAUUUACAUUAAAAUUAUUUUUGCAUAAUAACAUAGCAAUAAGUGAAGUAGUAAAGAAAAUAUAAUGUAUUUCAUAACAGUGAAAUAAUUAAUUUUCUAUAUUUUGCUUGAAAUAUAAAAUUGGUUUGUAUAGAAUAGAAAUGUUAAUAAUUUUGUUUGUUGGUGUUCUUAUUAUAACAGUAGCUAUUGUGGAUAAUAUUUGUAUCAAAUUAUUGCUGCUCCACUUGUUACACAACAAUCUGAAAAAUAAACAAUGAUAUAAUAGGUGUGUGUUUGUGUUGAAACACAAAUAAUGUAGACAAAAGGUCGGACUAAUCUUUCGGUUUAUACUUUAGUCAUAAUUAGUAUGAGAAUAUUAAUCGUCUUCUUCCUGCCAAGUGUGUAACAUUUUUUUAUUUUUUUUCUAUUUCUUUGUUAAUUUUGGUACAAAUGGAUACUACUUUUGAUACCCAAGCUGCCUCAGUUUUCUUCGCUUCAAUAACAAAGUCUCCAGAACAUUUGCUGUGCAUUUCCUGUUCCACCAACUAUAAAUUUGCAUAUCGCAUACAUUAAUUUAGCCCUUGAAAAAAUCAUCCAAUCAUGUAAAUGUAAAUUAUUAAAUUACAUGCCCAUAUUUGUCAACUGGCAGGUGAUUCAUGCUGUUGUAUUUCUAUUUGCUAAAGCAUUUUUAAACAAGUUUUGUUUGAGUCUAACUAUGACUGGCAGGAUGCAAAUUAAUUUGGCAUGUUAAAUUAUAAUUUUGACUUGAUUGCCACAGAAAUGCACACUCCAAAAUGGUGGUUUCUGAGAAAUGUACUCCUAAAUAGGAACAAACUCCCAGAAAUAUUAUCAUAAAUCUUUAUGCAACUUGCGUGUAUUUUGUCAACCCCCAUAAUCCUGCAUUAAAUGGAUUCAAAUUGAACCGAAAUGGCCACGAUACAAAGUCAUCAAACGCAUAUUGAACGAUUUGAUGCUUUGGCUGGAGUUACUGUUGACAGAAAUGAGAACUUGUUGACUUUGUGCAGAGACAACUUGAAAGUUUUGAGAAAAUUAUGCAAACAUUCUUGAAAUAGCGUGAUAUCUUGACACAUUUGUCAACCGAUGUAGGUAUUCCAACUCGAGUCGGUCGAGGUGCACUGAAACAAAUUGAUUUUCCAGAAACCUUAAAUAAAAUAAAAAUGAACUUCCACCCUGCCAAUAUUACUUUUCGCUCAUUGUGUGUUAUAUUCAAGCAAAAUAUAGUAAUAUCCAUGAAUUCGAUUCUAUGCAGACAAGAACUUCCUGAUUUGAGACUCGGUUACUUCCAGUAACUUGUGCAAUCAUUAAAAGUGCAGAUAAAUUGUAUAGCAAAUAUUCAGUAGCGAAGCACAGAAAACUGACUUGGGCAGCUUGGGUAAAUUUUUGAUUACCUCCAUGUCUUUAUCCAAUUUUUUUUACAAUUCUGAAAAAUGUUGUGGGUUUAUUUUUUAAUCGGUGACAAAAGUUAACUUCUGAAAACAUAGGUUAAACAGAUAGUCAUCAGAACUGUGCAUUGUACGAUUCUGUUCAUGGGACUUGAAUCACAACCAACAAGUUUUCAAUGAAAAGUUUUAGAGAAAUCUAAGUCAAGUUGUGUAAAUCGAAGAGAAUUAUGGGUAAUUUGUCAUGCUGUGAAGUUCUGUUGAAUGCAGCUUUCCAGUUUAUUUUGAAAAAUAUUAGAUUGGUCACAUGCAGGCAUUAUUUGUCUUGUAUCCCCCAAGUGCUGUAUCUUGUUACUAACUCUGAUAAUAAAAUAGGGCUAUGAAUUGAUAAAU